AUGAGGUCGUUACCAAUUAUUCUCACCAUCCUUGCUACGGCUGUUCAGUCGUUACCUACCAUCCACAACCGUCAAUUGCAACAAGACCAUAAUGGCGCUGUUGCAUCUGAAACCGAUGUGUGCAGUCAGGUUGGCAUCGAUAUUAUGAAGAAGGGCGGUAAUGCCGCCGAUGCCAUGGUUGGAACUGUGAUCUGCGUCGGAACCGUUGCCAUGUACCAUAGCGGUAUUGGUGGUGGUGGCUUCAUGCUUAUCAGAAGCCCCAAGGGAGAAUAUGAAUUCGUCGAUUUCAGAGAAAUGGCUCCAGCUGCCUCCUACGAAGAGAUGUUCGUGAACAGGACUGAAUUGAGUAUCUAUGGAGGAUUGGCCAGUGGUAUCCCCGGAGAACUUCGAGGUCUUGAGUACCUCCAUAACAAAUACGGCAAGCUUAGCUGGAAGGAAUGCCUCGAGCCCUCCAUCCGCUUCGCCAGGGACGGUUUUGUCGUCAACAAAGAUCACGUCAAAUACUUCGAACUAGUCAGGGCCUCAGCGCCUAGCUUCUUCCUCACCGAGGACCCAGCUUGGGCCAUUGACUUCGCUCCAAACGGCAGACUCGUCCAAUUGGGUGAAACCAUGUACCGCAAACGUUUUGCUGAUACCCUCGAAACCGUUGCAAAUCAAGGUGUCGACGCCUUUUACCAAGGCCCACUCGCCGAUGCCAUGAUUCGUGAGAUCCAAGCCAGGGGUGGAUCUAUGACCCACGACGACCUCCAAGCUUUCAAGUUGGCUCAUCGUAAGCCUUCGAAUAUCACAUACCGCGGUCAUAGAAUCUGGAGUACAUCCGCUCCAUCCAGUGGUGCAGUAACUCAAUCCGUUCUUAAGAUCCUCGAGGGAUACCCAGAUUUCGCCGAUCCCGCAAAACGCAAUGAAUCCACCCACUUGCUCGUUGAAGCCAUGCGUUUCGGUUACGCUCUCCGCGCCGAACUCGGUGAUCCAGACUUCGUCGAAGGUCUAGAUGCUUACCAACAAUCCAUGAUCUCCCCAGAACUUGCCGAGGAAAUCCGUUCCAAGAUCUGUUUCACCCGUACCCUCGAAGUUAAGGAAUACAACCCCAAAGGUCUUGAAUCCCUCGAUACCCCAGGAACUGCCCAGAUGUCCACAGCAGAUGCAUCAGGUCUUGCCGUCUCCCUCACAACAACCGUCAACCUCCUCUUCGGCUCUACCGUCAUGAUCCCGGAAACUGGUGUCAUCAUGAACAACGAGAUGAAUGACUUCUCCAUUCCCGGGUCUUCCAAUGCUUUCGGAUUCAUCCCCUCCCCUUCGAACUUCAUCAAGCCAUUCAAGCGUCCACUUUCCUCCAUCACCGCCUCAAUUGCUGAAAGAGCCGAUGGAACGCUUGACUUCGUCGUUGGUGCCGCCGGUGGUAGCAGAAUCAUCUCUUCUACCAUUCAGAAUAUUAUCAAUAUUGUCGAUCGCGGACUCAACAUUGAACAGACCCUCAGAGAACCAAGACUUCACGAUCAAUUGACUCCUAAUACUUGUGUUCUCGAAUGGUCUUUUGAUAACAGCACUGCUGCUUACCUCAGAGGCUUAGGACACGAGAUUUCCUAUGUCCCCGCCGCCCAGUCAGCCGCUCAAGGUCUUAGACGGUUGGAAAAUGGUACCUUUGAGGCUGCUGGUGAGCCAAGACAGAAGAACAGCGGUGGAUUUGCUUUCUAA
Molecule: messenger RNA, 1695 nt
Organism: Orbilia oligospora ATCC 24927
Lineage: Eukaryota; Fungi; Ascomycota; Orbiliomycetes; Orbiliales; Orbiliaceae
Exons: 2
Coding region: 1-1695 (564 amino acids)
Biological process (GO): glutathione catabolic process
Cellular component (GO): plasma membrane
Molecular function (GO): glutathione gamma-glutamate hydrolase
Source: RefSeq, a predicted model, not a curated record